AAAAUUACAGCUGUUGAAUUUUGAACGAAAUAUUCAGAAGAGCGACAAAGUGCAUAGUGGGACUGAGUAAAGCUCGUAUCAGAACUCUAAACAAAUGAAAUGUAGGACAAGGCAAUUUGAAUAGCGACAAAAAAGGAAGAGACGGAUUUCCAUGUACAGUAUAUAUAUACAACUGCGGACGGGGAACGGAGACAAGGUAGCGCAAAACCCAACAUGCUCACUAGCAUACGGGGGCAUAAAAGAAACCGGAAUAAGAGGCGAGAAAAAAGCUAUGGAAACAAAAAUUGAAAUGAAACAACACAUACAACGAAAAAUAACACCGAAAACCGAGGUACAAUAGGGAAGGAGAAAACAUUUAUGCAUCAACCAUCCACGACACGCAUAGACGGAGGUCACCAAACUAGAGCAUAGCCACAGAACCUUCACUUUUGGACUUACGCAUCAUCCC
Messenger RNA from Serpula lacrymans var. lacrymans S7.9, 448 nucleotides. RefSeq lists its product as uncharacterized. Bases 152 to 340 code for a protein of 62 amino acids. The transcript has a single exon. The record is from RefSeq and is a predicted model, not a curated record. Lineage: Eukaryota; Fungi; Basidiomycota; Agaricomycetes; Boletales; Serpulaceae.